Messenger RNA from Dermatophagoides pteronyssinus (European house dust mite), 583 nucleotides. RefSeq names its product ribosomal protein S30 (gene RpS30). Gene Ontology annotation, molecular function: structural constituent of ribosome; protein binding. Gene Ontology annotation, biological process: translation. Lineage: Eukaryota; Metazoa; Arthropoda; Arachnida; Sarcoptiformes; Pyroglyphidae. The record is from RefSeq and is a predicted model, not a curated record. Gene Ontology annotation, cellular component: ribosome; cytosolic small ribosomal subunit.
CAAACUCACACGUUUUCGAGCCAAAGCUUCCGUCUUUUUGCGCUCGGUCUGUGUUUGUGUGUUUUCAUUCUUCGAUUUUUCUAAAUUCUUUGGCCAAAAUUAAACAAAAGAAUUAAAAAAAAAUGCAAAUUUUUAUCCGUCAUCAAGGUACCCAUGUGGUAGAAUGUUCUAAUGAUGAUCUGGUAUUCGGAUUGAAACAAAAAAUCGAACAACUUCAUCAUAUUCCAUGUGAAGAACAAAUCCUCUAUCAUAAUGGACAUGCAUUAGAUGAUGAUGAACGUAUUGUUGAUUUUUUAACAAAUGGUUCAAAUAUUGAAUUAAAUCUGCGAUUAUUGGGUGGUAAAGUACAUGGUUCAUUAGCACGUGCCGGUAAAGUACGUGCACAAACACCUAAAGUUGACAAACAAGAAAAGAAAAAGAAACCAACUGGUCGUGCUAAACGUCGUCUUCAAUAUAAUCGACGUUUUGUUAAUGCUGUUCGUGCACCAGGACGUAAACGUGGACCUAAUGCUAAUGCUUAAAUGUUCUUAAAUUUGUCUGAAAUGAUGAUUUGAAUAAAAACGCUUUUUUUAUUUUAAAAUCC